Molecule: messenger RNA, 958 nt
Organism: Tricharina praecox
Lineage: Eukaryota; Fungi; Ascomycota; Pezizomycetes; Pezizales; Pyronemataceae
Exons: 1
Coding region: 44-661 (205 amino acids)
Source: RefSeq, a predicted model, not a curated record
CAUCCACCGCCCCCACCAAACUCCCCACCACGCACCCGCAAAGAUGAGCACCCCGCCGCCCACGCCGCCACCGACGCCUCCAGACUUGCAAACCCUAUCGGACGUCUUCCCCAGCUCCCGCAGCCCCUCACCCAGCUCCUCACGGCCCACCACACCCACACCCUCCUCCACGGCGACGGAAGCCCCCGACCUCCAAAAACUCCGGCAAACACACACGACGUUCGGCUACCGCGACGGCAUCAGCGUGUCCAAGUCACUGCACAUACAGAGCGGCUUCGAUGAGGGCUACCCGCUGGGCGGCCGGAUCGGGCUGCAGGUGGGCGGGAUCCUUGGCGCGCUCGCGGUUCUUGCUAGGAAGGGAGGGGACGCGGAGGCGAUGAGGGCGCUCAGGGAGGCGGAGACGGAGCUCGCGUUUGAUACGGUGUUUGGUGAGAGGUGGUGGGAUGUUAAUGGCGUUUGGAGGUGGGAGGUUGAGGAGGACGGGGAGGAUGGGUCCGCGGUGACGCUCGAUGAUGUGGUCGCGGCGUUUCCGCUGUUGACAAAGUGGAGGGGUAGGCUGUUAGAGUUACUGCAGAGGAGAGGGAUGAGGCGUGGGCUGCCUUGGGAGACGGGGGAGGGCGUGGGGGAUGUGGUGGGGAUGCUGGGGGAGACCAAGAUCUAGGUGGGUAGAAUGCCGGAUUGGUAUGGCCGGCGGUGGAGCAGUUUUUUGAUCAGCACAGCAUUCGCAUUUAGUAGAUCAUGGCUGAGUACAAAUCCGGUUCCACCCUACCUACUGUCAGCGGUGGAGCGGUGUAUGGUGGUAUGGUGUAUGGUGUACCUUAUGGGCGCGUCCUUUUCCCAUGAUCUGCCUACGCCAAUUGAAGAUGGACGAGCUAUACACUAGCACUACCGACGAACAGAGUAUCUCGCCCGCCAAAGUGACAGCAGCUGUAGAGUGACCGCCCAUGAACACGAGCCG